AUGGAGAGAAUCACACUGACGUCUCUUCUGCUCACAGCCGUGGUCAGUUUGUCUGCAGGCGCUUUGCGUCAGUAUCACUUUGUGAAUGAGGGAAAGAGUUGGACUGAAGCUCAGCAACACUGCAGAGAGAAAUACACAGAUCUGGCCACAAUAACCAACACACAAGAUCAGACCGACGCAGAGCGGGUCAUAAAGAGUGUGGACCCUAAAGCUGUUAAAGUCUGGAUCGGGCUGAGGAGCACAUGGAUAUGGUCUCUGAAUGACCCCACCUUCUACACAGCAAACGAGUCCCAGUACAGGAACUGGGCAUCACAACAACCACAAGGAGAUGGAGACUGUGUUUUUAUGAUGAAAGCUGAUGGACAAUGGCAUGAUGAAAAAUGUAGUCCCAAUAGGCCGUUCAUCUGCUAUAAUGCAGAAGCCACCAGUGAACCAUUCGUCCCUGUGAGUGUGCAAAAGAAUUGGACUGAAGCUCAGAGUUACUGUAGACACAAUUACACAGAUCUGGCCAGUGUGAGGAACCAGACUGAGAAUGAUAAGAUUCAGACAUUCAUACAAAACAACCCAAUUUCACCUGAUAAAGCCUGGAUCGGUCUGAGCAGACUCUGGGUUUGGUCAGAUAAUAACAGCACCUCCACAUUCACACACUGGCACACUGAUGAACCCAACUACCAAUUUGAAGCCAACAGCAACGAGAACAGAGAGCAUGUCUGCACCUCCAUUGAUUUCUGCCACCAAGGACGAUGGGUAGAUGAUAAAUGUACAGGUCCUUAUCCCUUUGUGUGUUAUGACGAUAAACUGGUUCUGAUCAGACAGAAUCAGACGUGGACAGAAGCUCUGAAAUACUGCAGAGAUAAAGACAUGGACCUGGUGUCGGUGGACUCGCUGGAGAUCCAGCUUCGGGUGGAGAACGUGUCCUCGACGGCCUCUACCGCUCACGUGUGGCUGGGUCUCCGUCACUCCUGCGUGCUCGGCCUCUGGUUCUGGGUCAACGGUCAGACCCUGUGCUAUGAUCACUGGGCUCCGGGUCACGGCACCGGGGAGGAGGACUGCACUACGACAGUGAGAUCCGGAGCCAUUCAGACCAGCGACCAGCGCUGGAUCAGCCUUCCUGAAACUGAGAAAAACAACUUCAUCUGCACCAAGUGAGAGAGUGAGAGUCGAGUAACGGUUUAUGAAGAUUCAAUCAAGCCCUUUGCCGUAACAUCAUCUCCAUUUAAAGUCCCCAUGAAAUCAAA
Messenger RNA from Pimephales promelas (fathead minnow), 1238 nucleotides. The record is from RefSeq and is a predicted model, not a curated record. NCBI's taxonomy places the organism in Eukaryota, Metazoa, Chordata, Actinopteri, Cypriniformes, Leuciscidae.